This is a messenger RNA of Lycium barbarum (goji berry), 663 nucleotides long. Its product is annotated as protein MAINTENANCE OF MERISTEMS-like. Gene Ontology annotation, molecular function: nucleic acid binding. Bases 1 to 663 code for a protein of 220 amino acids. Gene Ontology annotation, biological process: DNA integration. The record is from RefSeq and is a predicted model, not a curated record. NCBI's taxonomy places the organism in Eukaryota, Viridiplantae, Streptophyta, Magnoliopsida, Solanales, Solanaceae. The transcript is spliced from 3 exons.
AUGGGAAAGGUUUGCCAUGGACUUUGUGAUAGGUUGCUACGGACUCUGGGUAAGUUUGACUCCGUUUGGGUGAUUGUGGAUCGUUUGACUAAGUCAGCUCAUUUCAUUCCUGUUCAGACGACUUAUACUUCUGAUAAGCUAUCUAAGAUCUAUAUUCGUGAGAUCCUUCGUUUGCAUGGAGUGCCCGUUUCUAUUAUUUCUGAUAAAGGGACUCAAUUCACCUCUUACUUCUGGAAGUACUUGCAAAAUGAGUUGGGUACUCGGAUUGAGUUGAGCACAGCAUUUCAUCCCCAGACUGAUGAUGCCAUUACAGAUCAGACCACAGAAAUUGAUGUGCAAAAACGAGUUAGGUUGUACUUGCUAUGGCUCUGUGACGGCACUAUAUUUCCAGAUAAGUCUAGUAAUUUGCUUAACUUAGAUUAUUUUCUUGACAUGUGUGACCUUAACGCAAUGAGUACACAAGCUUGGGGAGCGGCUGUGUUGUCAUAUUUGUAUAAUUCUCUAUGCCAUGCUUCGAUGACCAAGGCCAAGGAUGUGUGUGGAUUCAUUCCCUUGUUGCAGGUCUGGGCUUGGGAGCGAAUUAUACCGUUGCAGCCACCACACACGGUUCUUCAGUUUCAUACGGCUCUUGCACGAAAGUGGACUCAUCGUAGAGUCAAAUAA